Eriocheir sinensis (Chinese mitten crab) is the source of this 2155-nucleotide messenger RNA. It is a transcript of the gene RtcB, whose product is annotated as RNA-splicing ligase RtcB homolog. Gene Ontology annotation, biological process: tRNA splicing, via endonucleolytic cleavage and ligation. Gene Ontology annotation, cellular component: tRNA-splicing ligase complex; nucleus. Gene Ontology annotation, molecular function: RNA ligase (ATP) activity. Bases 187 to 1707 code for a protein of 506 amino acids. NCBI's taxonomy places the organism in Eukaryota, Metazoa, Arthropoda, Malacostraca, Decapoda, Varunidae. The record is from RefSeq and is a predicted model, not a curated record. The transcript is spliced from 11 exons.
GGACUGUGGCGGCGCUGCGGCGUGGCGGACAGGCGGCGGCACAGCGACACGCGGCGGCAGCGGCACAGCAACACCCACGCCCUCACCCCAGCCCCGCCCACGCCCCCUGAGCCCCACCGCACACCCCGCCAGGCACAAGCAGGGUGACAUUACAGCUGGUGGCCCCGUCCUGAACAAGCGCCCAAGAUGGUAGUGCGGCAGUAUAACGAGGAGCUGAAGUUCCUGGAGCGUCUGUCUCCCAGUUGCUGGCGCAUCAAGAAGGGCUUCCAACCCAACAUGAACGUGGAAGGCAUAUUCUAUGUCAAUGACCACUUGGAGAAGCUGAUGUUUGAGGAGCUGAGGAACGCUUGCCGGCCUGGGUCAAUCGGGGGCUUCCUGCCAGGCAUGAAGCAGAUAGCCAAUGUUGCAGCACUUCCUGGCAUUGUGGGCAAAUCUGUUGGCCUGCCAGAUGUACACUCAGGCUAUGGGUUUGCUAUUGGUAACAUGGCAGCCUUUGAUAUGGACAACCCAAAAGCUGUCGUCUCUCCUGGUGGUGUUGGAUUUGAUAUUAACUGUGGAGUUCGUUUGCUGAGGACCAACCUCACAGAGGGCGAUGUCACUCCCAUCAAGGAGCGCUUGGCUCAGUCAAUGUUUGAUCACAUUCCUGUGGGAGUUGGCUCCAAGGGCAUCAUUCCCAUGACGGCACGAGACCUGGAGGAGGCACUGGAAAUGGGGAUGGACUGGUCCCUCAGGGAAGGAUACAUCUGGGCUGAAGACAAGGAGCACUGUGAAGAGUAUGGACGCAUGGCCCAGGCUGAUCCAGCCAAAGUUUCCAUGAGGGCCAAGAAGAGAGGUCUUCCCCAAUUGGGAACCCUGGGAGCUGGAAACCACUAUGCAGAGAUUCAAGUAGUGGAUGAAAUCUAUGAUAAAUGGGCAGCCAGUAAGAUGGGCAUUGAAGAGAAGGGACAAGUGUGUGUGAUGAUCCACUCUGGCUCUCGGGGCUUUGGUCACCAGGUGGCUACAGAUGCCCUUGUUGCUAUGGAGAAGGCCAUGAAGAGAGAUGAAAUUGAAACUAAUGAUCGGCAGCUUGCCUGUGCCAGGAUCAAAUCUGAAGAGGGCCAGAACUACCUGAAGUCCAUGGCUGCGGCAGCCAACUUUGCCUGGGUCAACCGCUCCUCCAUGACUUUCCUCAGUAGACAGGCAUUUGCAAAACAGUUCCAAAUGAGCCCAGAUGACUUGGACAUGCACGUGAUCUACGACGUCUCCCACAAUAUUGCCAAAAUCGAGCAGCACUGGAUUGAAGGAAAACUACGCACUCUUCUGGUCCAUAGGAAAGGUUCAACAAGAGCCUUCCCACCACACCACCCACUCAUACCUGUGGAUUAUCAACUGACUGGGCAGCCUGUUUUGAUCGGUGGCACGAUGGGCACCUGUUCCUAUGUGCUGACAGGAACUGAGCAAGGCAUGACGGAGACCUUCGGCUCCACUUGUCACGGAGCGGGCCGGGCACUGUCCCGAGCAAAGUCUCGGCGAAAUUUAGAUUACGGCGAUGUCUUGAUGAAACUGCAAGAACAAGGAAUCAGCAUCCGAGUGGCUUCCCCAAAGCUGGUGAUGGAAGAGGCUCCAGAGUCAUAUAAGAAUGUCACUGAUGUAGUAGACACUUGUCAUGCAGCUGGUAUUAGUAAGAAAUGUAUCAAAUUGAGACCAAUAGCUGUUAUCAAAGGAUAACUUUAUCUCAUAUUAGUCACUUUAAAAUAUGAACUCAUCAACUUUCCCAUCAUUAUUCCAGGAUAGCUUUUCUAUCACAGAAUAGCAUGUAAUAUGCAGCUUUAAUUUUUAAUGAUGGUUAAAUUGUAUGCCAAAUAUAUAGAAUAAUAUAUAUAAAAGGUAAAACUGUUUGCAAAGCAGUGUGCCGUUCAUAGCCUUAUGCCACAUCUGGCACAGAUCUGAUGAUGUGUCUUGGAGAACAAUUUAUACAAUUUUAUUUUCAGUGUUUUGUGAAAAGAAUUAAGUAAAAUAAUAUAUUUCCCUUAACUGUCAGCAACCUUGGGAUUCAUGGAAAUUAUAAGCUUAUGUUCAGCUUAGGAUAAGAAGUAUAUGAAAAGUCCUAGUAAAGUUGUGUAUUUACCAAACAUAAUAUUUCACCUCCAUAUUUGCAAUAAAAACAAUAAGUGGU